AUGGCGGAAGAGCUACAAGCACUUCAUCGACGGUGCGAAUUCACUAAGGCGAAGAUCGCACGCAUCAAAACAAACCUCAUCAAAGCAGAUGAGAUUGCUGUCGACGAAUAUGUGCUGGAUACAUUUCUACGUACGAUUGAUGCUGCGUACCUCGACAUGAACGAUUGCCAAGCAAAGUUGUUUGCUGCUAUGCCACACAAGCAGGAGGAAGAAGAACAGGAGUAUUUUGAGUUCGAACAAUUGUACACGGAAGUGCGAGCGGAAGUAUGCAGGCAGUUGGAUAGACACAAAAAACAGGAGCUACAGGUGCAUUCCGGUCUACAGCUGGUAUCCAAUGCGCCACAGAUUCGAUGUCUAAUCGGGGAAGCGGCCGGUGCGAUUAACCAACAGUUUAUCAACGCAAACAAUUUUGACGGUGCAUGGAACUUUCUCCAGCAACGAUACGAAGAUAAACGGAAAAUCGUAGACAUUCAUGCAUCUCGGUUGCUUCAGCUCAAACCGAUGACUCAAGAAAGUGGUAAGCAGUUGAGAGAACUAAUCGAAGAAUGCGUAAGGCAUAUCGAUUCGCUCAGAUACAACGGGUACGAUGCACUAGGCCUCUCAGACAUUCUGUUGAUGUGGAAAGCUACAAACAAGCACAGUGUGAUUCCCACAUACGCUGAUACGAUUUCCUUCCUGGAAAAACACACUCAAGUUCUCGAACGGGUAGAGGCCAGUCAGCAGAAGGUUAAACAAAAACCUAGCGCGCCAGUGCACGCUCAGAAGUUACAGACAAAAUCUACGACGAUUACGGUGACAAGCGCAACAAAAUGCGUGUUCUGCGAGAAGGCGCACUUCAACCAUCAGUGUGAAGAGCUUCUCAAACUUUCUGCUACCGACAGAAACGCCAAAGCCAAACAAGCUGGCGUAUGUUACAAUUGUCUGAGAAAAGGGCACAUGACAGCAAAAUGUUCAUCAAAGCACUCUUGUCGUGACUGCAACAAACGACAUCACACGGUUCUACACAUUGACAUCCCGAAACCGAGUGAUGAUACAUGCAAGACUACUGAUGUUCAGUCUACCGAAACCGGCAAAGCUUCGACAAAUACGAGUAACGUAGUAACCCUUAACUGCGCCACAAGUACUAACGAACAAGAAGCAGUGCUGCUAUCAACAGCGAUCGUGAACAUACUCGAUGUACAUGGACAGAACAAGCUGUGCCGUGUUUUACUUGAUUCCGGAUCGCAGCUGCACCUGAUUACUGAGGCAAUGGCUAGUCUCCUUGGUAUUAGUCGAAAUCGAUGUUCCAUCAGUGUCGUCGGUAUCAACGGCAAGGAAACGCCUGUCAAACACAUGUUAGCUGUUCAGUUUGGCUCACGUAUCAACGGAUAUAUACAACAAAUCGAAUGUCUCGUCGUUCCUCGGAUUGCUAACAUUCUUCCAGCAAGCAAGCUCAACGUAUCCGACUGCAUUAUUCCGGAUGGAGUUUUGUUAGCAGAUCCAAACUUUUACAAGCCCCAGCGCAUCGAUCUCCUAAUUGGUGCACAACUGUUUUUCCACAUACUGAGGACUGGGCAAAUACAGCUCGGCGAUAAAUUACUGGUCCUUCAAGAGACGACACUUGGAUGGUUAAUUCAACGUUUCUGGGAGUUGGAAGAAGUUCCACUAUCAACGAAGCUGUCGAGUGAAGAGGAGUUAUGUGAACAACAUUACCAUCAAACAACUACCCGGGACAUCUCCGGCCGAUAUGUGGUCAGAUUACCCUUCCGUAACACCACUGACCAGCUUGGCGACUCACGCCAGCAGGUGCUCCAAAGGUUUGGACACCUUGAAAGACGCCUGGCAACCAAUUCGGAGCUGAAAGAACAAUAUGAUUUCUUUAUGGAGAAAUACAUACGGAACCACUGUAAGGAAACGCCUGAGUCAGAGGUGAGUAGCAGCCCAAACUUCUAUUUACCUCACCACGCCAUUCUGAAACCUACUUCUUCUUCUACCAAACUACGAACGGUUUUCGACGCAUCGGCGAAAUCGUCUUCUGGCGUGUCGCUAAACGAUCUGCUUAUGAUCGGACCGGCUGUGCAAGAUUCGUUGCUGAACAUCGUGAUGCGGUUCCGGAUCCCGAUGCGUCUUCUCAAGCGACAUAUCCAAAAUGUAUCGCCAAAUCAGGAUUCAUGA
Messenger RNA from Topomyia yanbarensis, 2154 nucleotides. RefSeq lists its product as uncharacterized. The record is from RefSeq and is a predicted model, not a curated record. The coding region runs from base 1 to 2154 and encodes 717 amino acids. The transcript has 4 exons. Gene Ontology annotation, molecular function: zinc ion binding; nucleic acid binding. NCBI's taxonomy places the organism in Eukaryota, Metazoa, Arthropoda, Insecta, Diptera, Culicidae.